Molecule: messenger RNA, 243 nt
Organism: Funneliformis geosporum
Lineage: Eukaryota; Fungi; Glomeromycota; Glomeromycetes; Glomerales; Glomeraceae
Source: the annotation of a GenBank genome assembly
AUGCCCAAAUAUAACCCAUUUGAGUUUCAAAAUAGCAUAGGAUUUAGUAAUAGAGCAUUAGAACUGAUAGUGAGUUCAUAUCCGAAUCUGAAGUAUCUCAAUCUGUGUAGUGAUCAGGCAGCUAGUUUUAGGAGCUUAUAUGUUCAAGAAAUGGAUGAUGGAGAUCUAUGGAGAAUUGCACAGUCAUGCCAUAAAUUAGAAUAUUUAAAUAUUGCCUUUCGUACAGAGAUUAAUGAAUUUGUG